Messenger RNA from Penaeus vannamei (Pacific white shrimp), 1404 nucleotides. RefSeq names its product NK1 transcription factor-related protein 2. Gene Ontology annotation, cellular component: nucleus. The record is from RefSeq and is a predicted model, not a curated record. Lineage: Eukaryota; Metazoa; Arthropoda; Malacostraca; Decapoda; Penaeidae. Gene Ontology annotation, biological process: cell differentiation; regulation of transcription by RNA polymerase II. Gene Ontology annotation, molecular function: RNA polymerase II cis-regulatory region sequence-specific DNA binding; DNA-binding transcription factor activity, RNA polymerase II-specific.
UCGGUCGCUGUGUGCCGAGUUGGGCGGACGUGGGGUGCGACAUCUUUCGAAGCGACACUUAGAGAGAGAGAGAGAGAGGACGAGCCACAUGUGUGAGUGCGAGGGAAACUAAAUGACUUGUUGAAUUGGACAGUGAUUAUUUUUUUUAAUCGGUAGACGAUUUAGUCGAAAAUGGAUUCGAGAUCGAUAUCGCCGGAUUCCGUCUUGCCCCGGGCGCAGAACGCGACUCUGGCCCCGCUGCCUCCCAGCACCACGUCGCCCAUGGACCUCAGCUACCCCGUCGUCUCCAAGCUCACCGCCAGCUCCCUCAGACACUGCGCCUCCGCUAACAGCAGUGCCACGUGCAGCAGUGCCGCCAGUGCCCGAUCCACCCACGACAGUGAAACCACCUCCACCACCUCCAGCAGUUCCUCAGCGGCGGAGGCGAGCGCGCUCUCCCCCGCGGCGACCACAGAAUCACAGCAGAGUCCCCCCGGGGAGGAGCCUCCGGGCCUCCACAGGGACACCAACACCCACAGCUGCAAGCCCCACGGCGCCCGCCACACGCCCUUCUCCGUCGUGGACAUCCUCGACCCCAACAAGUUCGUGGGCCGCGUGCAGGUCACGUCGAGCGAGGUCACCUCCUCCAUCGACGACUCGCAGCUCCACGCCGCCGCCUCGGCCGCCUGUGAUUCCGACUCCGAGCUGAGCGUGGGCGGCGGCGGCAGCGACGAGGGCGGCGAGGACGCCUGCGACGAGGACGAGGGCGGCAAGGAGGGCGGCGGCGCCCCCAAGAAGCGGCGCUGCGACAGCGGGGGCGGCAAGCCCCGACGGGCGCGCACGGCCUUCACCUACGAGCAGCUGGUGGCGCUGGAGAACAAGUUCAAGCACACGCGGUACCUGAGCGUGUGCGAGCGCCUGAACCUGGCCCUGGCGCUCAACCUGACGGAGACGCAGGUCAAGAUCUGGUUCCAGAACCGCCGCACCAAGUGGAAGAAGCAGAACCCCGGGUGCGACGUCAACACGCCCACGCAGCCGCCCAGCCCGCCCGAUAUGCUGUCCUACCCCGGGGGAUUCCUGCCGCACCCGGGCCCGCCGCUCCUGUGCCCGCGCCGCUGGCCUACCUCGGGGCCACGCGCCGCCCACCACCACCUCCUUCCCCGCCCAGGGCGCCCUCACCGCUCUCUACCUCCACCACCUCAAGAACUGACACACCUCACGCCGCUAGUCACGCCCGCGCCCCUCGUCGCGGGCGCCAGUGGCACGAGCUGUUCCUCGGGCAUCGGGCGGGCACGCGCGCGAGUGGGCGCAGGACGCUCUCCUACGCCCGUCCACGCGCCCCGCCUCUCCCAGGGCGCCCACGGCCACGCCCAAAUAACCUCGUGGACGAUACCAAAGCGCAUGUCUGUAUAUUCCAGUGUGUAA